CCGGCAGGGUUAUAAAACCCGGUUGCGGAGACUUAGCGCGUGGCGUCAGGAAGGGAGAGUGAGAAAAACAGGCGAGGAAGCGGCCGGGGGAGGGGGAGGUCGGGGGACCUCGCCACCUGCGCGCUGAGCGGCGCUCUGUGGGAAAAGCGGCUGCUGGUCUAAAGCGGGAACCUCUCGGUUGGUUCCCGUAGCUCGGCUGACAGCGCUGCCAAACUUGAGCUCUGCGCCGCCUCUCUCCGCCUUCCCAGACGCUAACCCGAUAUAGCCUUCUUUGGGCGUUCGUGGCGGAUCCGUCAGCCUCCCUACUUCGCGAAGAGGCACAUGGCGGGGCGCAGAAGUUCAAGCUCGGGCAGCGCUGAGGAGGAGGCAGGGUUUGCCCCGUCUGGUGCCGUGCCUGGCCCCUAUCUUGCGCCCACCAGGCGGGUUGGGCUCCCAAUUUCCCAUUGGUUGGCUGCCUGAGGCGGCGUUGCCGGGAAGUAUCAUCCAACGAGGACCGAAGGCCUGCGACUUCCUCAGCCUUGGCGGAGAAAACGGUGCCUUCCCCAGGGCGUUCCUUGGAGUGUGAAUGGACAGAGAUGUCUGUUUGGAACUUCUGUGUUUCUCUGAAUGAGAAACCAAACACCAGCUGAAGCCUUUCUUCUAUAUUGCAUCUCUUUAUGCUAGGGACAGCACAUAUGCUAAAGUAUUUCCAAAGGAAGAAAUGUGAGAAGAAAUUAGCGUGACUGGCCCAAAAUCAGCCUGAUGACUUUCUACCUAAGGUAUGUUAAUUCAAGGAGUAUUGACAAAGGAGUAUUGACGCUAUGGAGACGGUGCACCCAAUGAUUGCUGACUUGGAUAAAACAGAAAAAGCCUUCCCAAGGAUCAGCUACUGCUAGCUUGGCUUCAACAGUGAUUGGCUGAAGACACCUCGUGAGUUCCACGCUGGUACCACUGCUUGCAAUAUCUGAUGACUGCAUCCAGUGAUGAUUUUCAAUCACAGACACAUCAAGUUAAAGAGACAAUCUAAGCACUGAGCUUUUUUCUUCACCUCUUCAAGACAACCACAGCAACAAGUUUUUACCUUUCCUUAAAAGGUGCUCUUUUUCCCAAAAUAAGAAAACUGUAGCACAAAGGUGGAUAUUUGAGGCGUCAGAAGACUCUAUAUUAAAGGAAAGUAGGACAUCCUUACAUUCACAUCCUGGAGCACAAUGAAAGAGUUUUAAUGCACAGACUUCAGAAAAAAAGUGCAGCAGCAAGUAGUACAAGGGACGCAAAAGGAAGAUAUUACUGAGGCGCUUAGGAACACUCCUGGCAUUUGAAGUGAGAAGCGUAGAUGGUCUGCAGAUAUAUUUGAAAACCAAGCAGAAAAUUCUAAAGAAGAUUGUUCAGUGUGAUAUGAAGCACUAUUGAUGGACCUGUCAGCUAUUCAGUAGCAUCUGCAAAUUCUGCAAGUGGAAGCAUAAUCUGGGAUAUCCAGAAGACAGCAGUGAAUGGGAGAUGCUUGUAGAAGAUUGUGGUCACAAGGAGAUGAUUCCUCAUGAAGUCUCUGGAUCCACAAAAGAAAUCAAAUGUGAUUUUCCACUUAGCAGACUGAAAUCAGAGCCAGCCAGGCAGUGAAGCCACAGAAGAUAAGGGCAGGGGGCCGGUGAAAAAUGAAAUCCAACCAGGAGAGAAGCAAUGAAUGCCUGCCCCCCAAGAAGCGGGAAAUCCCUGCUACCAGCCUGCCUUCUGAGGUGAAGCCAUUAGUUCUGGCCAGUGAAAAUCACCGUGCAGAUAAUAUAACAUGGCUCUCAAGUACAACCAGCAGCCUCAGCAGUGGGCGGAAUCGAUCUGGAGGUAUUUCAGUGGAGGCUGGUUCACAACAAGGAAUAGGUUUACACAAGUCACUUUCUACAGGAAUGGAUUAUUCCCCACCUAGUGCUCCUAGGUCUGUUCCAGCCUCUGCCACACUUUCCACAGUGUACCCCUCUGCCCUUUCACAGGCAGGAACACCUGUUUCGCCAGUGCAGUACACACACUUGCAGCAUGCUUUCCAGUUUGUUGGGCCUCAGUAUAGUGGACCAUAUGCCGGAUUCAUCCCUUCGCCGCUAAUUUCCCCAACAGCUAAUUCUGCAACCACCACGGCAGCCUCCGCCACUGCUGUUGCAACCACUCCAUCCCAGCGAUCGCAGCUGGAGGCAUAUACUUCUUUGCUGGCCACCAUGAGCAAUCUUAGCCAACAAGGCCAAAAAGUGGAGCCACAUUUAAUCAGGACACCUGGAUUGAUCACGGCAGGAUCUCCUCCACCUAUUCAGCAAAACCAGUAUGUCCAUAUUUCCAGCUCUCAGAGUGCUGUCAGAAACGUCUCUCCUCCAGCCAUCCCAGUCCAUUUGCAUCCUCACCAGACAGUGAUUCCUCAUGCAUUUGCCCUUGGCCCUUCCUCCCAGGUAGUAGUGCAAUAUGCAGAUUCCGGUGGCCAUUUUGUUACUAGGGAGUCCACCAAGAAAUCUGAGAGCAGCAGAUUGCAGGCUAUGCAAGCAAAGGAAAUACUGAAUGGGGAAGUAGACAAGAGUAGGCGAUACGGCAUCUCACCCUCUUCUGAAGUCAAUCUUAUCAAAUCAGGCAAUAAACCAUCUCCUCAUCAUUAUGAGGCCAGACAUGUGGUAGUCCACUCUGGUCCUACUGAUUAUAUUGCACGUGAUUCCUCUGCUGUCCGACCCUCUGUUAUGGUUGUUCCCAACAGCAGUACACCUACUGACAUGGAGGUUCAGCAGUCCACCAAUAGAGAAACAUCUCCUUCAGCCAUCAACGAAAAGGGAAGUUUGCAUUUAGGAAAGACAGGCCACCGAUCCUAUGCUUUAUCUCCACAACAGACUAUUGGUCAUGAAGGGGUGAAGGCAGUUGCCACUUUAUCCCCUCACACUGUCAUUCAGACCACCCAUAGUGCUUCAGAGCAGCUAUCUGUUGGGUUGCCAGCUACAGCCUUUUACACUGGGACUCAAUCACCUGUAAUUAGCUAUCUGAGCAGUCAACAGCAAGCCUUUGGCUAUCCUGGAAAUCUACCACAGCAUCUGGUGAUCCCUGGUACCCAACCUCUCUUAAUACCAGUAGGAAGUGCAGAUAUUGACUCCUCAGGGGUACCGCCUGCUAUAGCCACUUCAUCUCCCCAGCUGGCAGCAGUGCCUCAUACGUUUGUCACAACCGCCAUUCCAAAAAGUGAGAAUUUCAGUGCUGAGUCCCUAGUAAGCCAGCCAGCUUACCAGGCAGCUGUGGUCCAGGCCCAGAUCCAUCUCCCCCUGGUCCAGCCGGUACCACCUUCAGCAACAGCUCCUGCUAUAUUGCCUCCUUAUUUUAUGAAAGGUUCUAUAAUUCAGUUGGCAAAUGGAGAGCUGAAGAAGGUAGAAGACUUAAAAACAGAAGACUUUAUACAGAGUGCAGAAAUUAGCAGUGACCUGAAAAUAGAUUCCAGCACCGUGGAAAGAAUUGACGACAGCCAUAAUCCAGGCAUUGCUAUGAUACAGUUUGCAGUUGGAGAGCACCGAGCACAGGUCAGUGUUGAGGUUUUGGUAGAAUAUCCCUUUUUUGUAUUUGGACAAGGCUGGUCAUCCUGUUGCCCUGAGAGAACAAGCCAGCUCUUUGAUUUGCCGUGUUCCAAACUCUCUGUUGGUGAUGUCUGCAUAUCACUUACGCUCAAGAAUCUGAAGAAUGGCUCAAUUAAAAAGGGCCAGUCCAUGGACUCAGCUAGCAUCUUGUUGAAGCAUUCUAAAAAUGACAGUCUAGUUGGCAGCAGACAUAGAUAUGUGGAGCAGGAAAAUGGGAUUGAUCAAGGCGGUGCAAAGAUGACAUCUGAAAAUGGUGAACUGAAGUUUCCAAACAAAAUAGGAUUACCUGCAGCAUCUCUACUCACCAAAUCAGAAUCCAGCAAGCCCACAGCAACUCGGAAGAGGAGGUGGUCAGCCCCUGAAACACGGAAACUAGAGAAGUCUGAAGAGGAGCCACCGUUGACUCUUCCCAAGCCUUCUUUUAUUCCUCAGGAGGUUAAGAUUUGCAUUGAAGGGCGAUCCAAUGUAGGCAAGUGAAGUCUAUUAGGAAAAAAAAAUUAGAAUAUCCCUUGUCAUUUUUAUCCAGAUUACUGUACUGUAGGCUAAAUAACCGAGUAUUUACAUGUUAUCAUCUUAUUUUAGGUUUAUGUUUAUAACGUUGUUAUAGUUGCAGUUAGUAUUAUGCAGGAGACAGGUGCAUACUUCCCCCACCUAGGUGUUCAUUGGUGAUUAUUUUUAUCAAGAGCUACAAAAAAGGGCAGUAUCUGCUUGACACAUGAACACACACCCUUUGUGGAAGCAAAUGUUGACAUGGCACCUGUUUUCCCACACUUCGAACAGAAUAUUAGUCUGGCAAGAAAACUCUAGGAAAGAUAAACACUAUUGCCUGAUUCAAGAGUAGAAUUGAGAGUUCCACAGCAAUGUGAUUUGAUGGGUCUCUCAACAAAUUUCUGAUGACGUGUAGUCCAGGGGCAAUAAUGGAGAACCGAGCACUCUUUGAGACUCUUUGCACAAUAAAGUGAUUUUUCUUUUAAUUUUCUGAUUUUUUUUGUCUUGUAUUUUCCAGUCCCCCAAUCCAAUCCCAUACUGUGUCCCAGAGUGGGGGAUCUAACUGCACUAUUUUUAUUAAUAUUAUUGUUGUUGUUAUUAUUGCUCUUCUCAGAGACUGCCACAUAAGAGAUUUCAUCUCCACUUGCUAGCACAAUGGCAUAGCAGGAGCGUAGCAGCUGAUUCUUGCUUUGCUAAAAAUGGUAAUUUGCUUAAAGUGUGAUAAUGUUGGUGUCAAUAUAGUACGUUACAAAUUGUGGAUAUCGUAACUUGUAUACAGCAUGUUGCCGCUAACAUUUGCUUCCACAAAGUAACUAUGUCCUUUCCUUUGGGAAAGUGAACAUAAAAUUGUUUGCAGUUAGGUUGCAUUUUUUAAAAAAAACUCUAGUACUGUUUUUUUAAAUUCUGUACUAGGACUAGUGCCACUUUUUACAAAUUUCAGUGUGAUAACGAGGAAAUGGGAGAACAUAGAAUGUCUUUGAGCACUUAAAAUGAUAAUCAGAGUUUCCAUGCUGAGGAUCCUGGCUUAACACUCAGCAAAUCCUGUAUUUUGCUUUAUUCUCUUUUGGGUUGGGGCGGAGGGAAGGAAAGAGAAUAUUGACAUUUUCAACACUGUUAACUAAGUAGGUUUUUCACAAGCAAGAAUGCUGAAAAUUUUCGUGUGGUAUCAAAGGGAUGAAUGUGAAUUAUGAACUCGUAUGUGACAGUCGUUGUCCACAAGGACUACUUAAUAGGAGGCACUUUUAAAACUUUUAUGCUUGUGAAAAAGUUAAAGGUAUAUGCAAGCUGACAAAAUAAUAAAAGAAUAAGAAAGACUAUAAGGGAAUAAGAAGAAAAAAAACAUUGUCCAGUGUUUUUGAAAAAGGUGGACUUUAAAGAAUCUUGCAAUUUGCACAUCUUGAGUUUAUCAUUUGUGUGGUAUUCUUGCAGUUUUUAAUUUUUUAGGAAGGGAGAGGGGCUGAAAAAGCUUAAACAAAUGUAGCAGUUAUUUACUAACCUGCCUAAUUUCUAGACCAUUUUAAUAGGGUUAGACUUUCUUUCAAUUUCUUUUACUUUCUUUGUAUCAUAUCUGUCACCCUGAACCAGAAAAGCUGAGAAUUUCUCUUCAGAUUUUCUGAGUUUUCCCAUGAGUCAUUUUGACACAGAAGCAAUUUUUGUGUUUUGUUUUAAUUCAGUUUAAUUCUGUGUUUUAUUGUAAAAUUACUAUUUCUUAACUCUCAAUUACUUUUCUUCUGAUUAAUAGUAUAAUGUUAAUGUCAAAAUUUGUUACAACAGGAUGAUGGGUAAAAGUUUAUCCAAUUAAACUCUUUCAGUAGUUAUAUGACUGAUCACAGAAAUCUGAAGUAAAUUCAAGGGUGGAUCCAAAGGGUCUAAACUCCUGCUGAUUUAGUGGCUUCCAUCUUAAAACCAGAUUCUGAUUAAUGGUCACAUUAAAACCUAUUUAAUUAUUCACAGAUAAGUAAUUGACUAUAUACCAGUCUGUGAAAAGAAUCACUUAAACUAUUAGCCUAUUUUAAAGCUUAGAUAAUAAAUACCGCAUUAAUUUCUGAAGUUUUAAAAUCAGGAUUUCCUGAAAGAUGCUGUGGGCAUUUUCACACACGAGACUAAAUCUAAGUAUCCAUUGAAUUUGUAAUGUAACUCUAUAUGGACAUGUUCUAUCGGUGUUAUUAAAUAUGUUUACAUGUGAUACAAAUACUAUGUGAGAACCUCAAAGAAGUCUAGUGUCUUGUGUGAAAAUGGUACAAAAAAAAUUUUUUUUUUGCAUUAGUGCUGUAUUCCAGCUUACCAGGGUUAGGUGGGUGAUCAUCAGUUAUCUUCUUUCCCUACUUGCAAUUUGACUUAGAUAAAAUUCAAAGAAAGAACAAGUAAGGUAGAAGGUGUGGUAUACUGCAUAUAUAAGCAGGCUGCUUACCCUGAUCUCUUUUCUGUGAUCAUUUCACUUGCCCUAAGGUGGUCAUUGUCUGCAAAAUGAAAUGGAUUAAGCUAAAAUAGAGAACUGGCAUCUCCUGCUACAGAAGCACAUGAUAAAUUGAGACCGUAGCUGAAUUUAACAAAUUUGUAGUUCAGUUUAGUUGCCCUGCAGGAGAUUUUUUUUUUAAUCUUUGACUCUGAUGUCCUGCUGGUUGACAUAACUCCAUUGAUAUCAGGUUCUUAUUUGGCAAGAAUCUAAAUUUUAGAAAUCAAAACAGAACUUUAAAUGAGCAAUUUCUCCAAAUGUUCAUUUCCCUGCCCACUUGCCUAAAUACUAUACCUUUAAAAAUUCCAGUGUAACCCUCUCUUUAAUUGUGUUUCUUUGUUACUUGAACCUUAGCUCACACCAGAAUGAAUCAUUUUUGUACCAGUUUUGAGGAUGCACCAAAAAUGUGCUUAAGUUUUAAAGUAGCUUGAAAAUCUAUCUUGAAUUGUUAUUAUGACCUCCCAGUAAUUCAUUAGAUCACUGGGCGGGUUCCUUCUCACAAUCAUAUUGCUUUUUUUUUGUGCUGUAAUUUUUUUUUUUCAACAUUUCUGCUCAGAGAAUUUGCUUAAUCUUCCAUAAACUCUGCUCAGGGCACUUUCAAUUUAUUGUUUAUUGAAGUUUUAUUUUGGCUUGUUUUUGUUUUGUUUUCGUUCUCACUUCAACCUCUGAUAGCAAGAAGAACAGUAAGAUAUGAGGCAAAACUCCUAUUUCAUUCCUAUCAGUACCACUAUUUUCAUCUGUCCUCAGAGAACAUUUGCCUAUAACAAAGCAGGGAUUACAAAACUGACCACAUCUCUAAAACUAACACUAACAAGUGAAACAAAUAAACCAAUAUUAAUAAAUAGUUCAAGCAAUAGGAAUUUAUUUGUUCUCUACUUGCAUUAGAGACUUAGAACUUGCAAUUGUUACUUCCGUCCAAACAUGGCUUCCCGUUGCUGUGCUUUUUGCUUCUUUUUAUAGUAUGUGCAAUAUUUUAUGUGCCAAUUUAGAUUCACCUAAAGGUGACAACAGACUUUCCUUUUGCCAUCUUUUUUGGAGGGUUAAAUGUAGGGUCUUAUGCCUUCCUUUGAAAAUAGUAGGGAUAAAAUCUGUCUGGAUGUCAACAAGUUGCACAGCCUGGACCAGGGGCUUCUUACAGCUCCUAUUAUUCAGUGCCCUGCUGGGGGUGGGGCGGGGGGGGGAACCCAAGCAGAGAAAAAAACCGUCAGAUGUCUGUCUCCCUCAAAGGUUGUUAGUGGAAAAGAUAAUAUGAGCUAAGUCUCAUUUUGUGAAGAUGAAUACUUAUAUGCAGUAAUUCAUUACUGCAUAUAGUAAUGAAAUAUUGGGCAUCCUUUGAUGGGUGCAGUCUUCAAUAGAGCAUCAUAUUCUCUUUUUUGUUUAUCGUGACUAAUCUUCACUUAGAUUGGAAAUGUGGAUAAAUUCAAUCUUGUGUAGGAAGAAUGGCAUCCCUUUGUCUUUCUGUGACUGAUGAAAGCUUGUUCUUGGAUUGUAGCUCUCUUUUGUGAGUUCAUAUAAUUUUGCCCUUACACCAGGGGUAGUCAACCUUGGCUCUGUGCUGGCUCAGGAAUUCUGGGAGUUGAAGUCCACAAGUCAUAAAAGAGCCAAGGUUGACUACCCCUGCCUUAGACUAUCUUAUCUGACUUUCUUGGCUAUGGAAACAAACUUAUAAACUGGGGCUAGUGCUAUGACCUUUUUUUUUUUUUUUGUUCUACAUUUCCCAAAUUCCAAAAUUACUCAAGGCAAGUUCUAGACCUAUUGAUGUUUGCAGUGGAAUUUGUGUUAGGUUCUUUUGUCCUCUUCAUCAAUGGGAUUAAGAUGUGAGCCUUGUGCUCCCAAGUGCCUUAGUUUCUCUUUUUAAAAGGCACCUAAUUUCACAUGAAAGAUUUUAAUGCCAUGCUUGUUCCUGCAACUUGUCCUGUAAACUCCUGGUUCACAGUGUCGCUCCCUUUUCAAUUUCUUUUAAUUACUGAAAUAGUGACAUUGUAGAGGACAUUUUAAGAUUAAUGUCAUUGUAAAAGUCUGUACAGUAUCCACAUGGCAAUAUUAACUGACACCGUUUUUUCCUCCCCUUGUUUUGUUUUUGUAUUAGACCUUCUUUAGUUUACAAUGAAACUAUACAAUCACCAAUAAAAUUAGUUCAGGGCAAAGGAAAAAAUACCAGAGCCUCUUUAUAGGAAUUUCUAAAUAAAUAUAUCUAUAUCUAUAUAUCUAUAUCUAUAUAUCUAUAUAUAAAAUGACUGUUCCUUAUAGUGUUUAACUUAGGCAUCAUUUCAGUUUGUCUGGGCCACAUGGUGGGGUUUCAGAAUGUGAUGUCACUUACCUCAUAUUCUGCAUACAAAUCUCAAUUGUUAAAAAAAAAUAAAUCUCGGUCUUCUUUGUCCCCUACCCAUUUCCUUUUCUUUCCUGGAAAAAAAAAAAUGCAUGCCUAAUUCCUUGGCACCCCACACCCUCCAUCUGAUAUUUUUCUACUGUUUGGGAGCUAGGAAGUGACAUCACAGUUUGAUUUCCCGCAAUCAAGGAACAUUUAGAAACCUUUCAAACCUCUUACUCAGGGAUGGGGCUGGUGUAUGGUGUGGUACACUGAUGUGACCAGAAGGAGCACUUUUACUGCUCUGGAGUAGGGAUGUUCAACUCCAAGGAGUUGUUUGGAUUUCCUGCAUGAUUAUGAACUAACGUUAAGGUUAAUAGUCGUGUGCAGUAUAAGCAACAGACCCAGUCAGAGCUGUGGCUUUAGGUGAUAGAAAAGACAUCCUAUACACAGUGGCUUGUUUUACUUUGCUCUAUUGCCAAGCCAGGGGGGAGGGGAGACCCACAACAGUGAUAAUUUUUAAUUAAGAAAUAAGAAUGCUGUUUUAAAGGUAUUUUGCGGUGCUUUGAAUUUUUGACAUGGGUUACUAAAUAUUUUUUUUUUAAAAAAUGCCAUAUAUAUCCAGGCCCCCGUGUUGCUUUCUUCAGGAUUCAGUCCUACAAGAAAAUAGGCAGGAUCCCAAAUCUUUAAAGUGAAAUGUAUGCUUACCCCUUUGAAAUCACAGAUCUAACUAUACCUAAAAGUACUAGUUUCAGCAGACCUAUGCAUUGAUGGGUCAUUUCAAUGAAUGCCUGGUUCAUUGAAGGCCCACUUGUGUGUCAGAGCUCACUUUUUUUUUAAUAUGCCUGCUAUUAUGGAUGAUGCCACAGAUUCGCAUUAGAUGACUUGGAUAGACUUUCUGCUCGUUUGAUCUCAGAUUAUACAGUGAAAAUCGCUAUAGAUGGGAUUAGUGAUGGACUUAGCCAUACCUAUUCCACUAGCAAUUGAGAAGGGAAAGAAAGCAGCUGAUAUGUGGCCCAAAGGCAGUGUUAACUAAUAGUAAAGCAAGGUCUAAAGAUAAGUUCCACAGUACCAUCUGUUUGUACUAACAACGUGGCUUUGUGAUAUUGGUACUUAGAACUUCUUCAGAAGUAGCGUUCCACAUCUGGAAGGGACCUUCUGUGAAUGGACAGUAUUUUAUAGCUGUUAUAGAAGCAGAAACAUAAAGAUGUCAACAGGCCCUACUUUAUUAUAGCCCCACACAAACACUUCUAUUGAUUAUGCAAGUGAACUAAUUUUUUCUGCUCCCAGUUCUUUGACCCAGUACCUUAUAUUUGAUUAACUGCAAUUAAGCAUUUGUUCCCUUUUAUCUCAUCUCCUAUGAAAUGAACACUGUUAACAGCAAUAUGUGAUUCCCCCCCCUGCCUUAGAUUAUUAUGUAUAGGUAUUGUCCAAUCAAGGGACAGACACAGUAAUAGCAUAAAAACAAAGGAAUACCAUUCCCUGUCUGUUUUUAAGCAGAAUGUGGUUAAUGUUUUGCUUUUUUUUAAAUGUUUAUUACUCUGAAGAUUCCCGAAAAAGGGUAGUCCUCCAAAUUGUAAUUGUUGCUUUUGAGAGCACAAAAAUAUUUUGUUGAUUUCCUUUGUAGAUUCUGAGAGCAGUAUUGCGUUUUUCUGUUGAUGGGGAAAUUCCAAACAAGUUGCACACUUCUACUCCAGAGUUCACUUUCUUUUACAUAGAUGACCUCGCUUCUGAUGUGUUACCUUACUGAUAGGAUCUUUACUUGUAGCAGUAUAACUGGUGGGAAUAUUUUUUUAUGUGAACCUAAUUUGAUGAGAAGGUUAAAACAAACUUUUUUGAAGCACUCACAUUGAGAGGAGUACAGGUAAUGUUUUUUAAAAAAUUGCACAAAAGAAACGAAUGUUUGGAAUGAUUCAUUCAGUAUUUGAAAAGCGAUGGAUAUGUUGAAAAUCGUGUGUUGUUUGUAAAAAUUAAAUAAACCUACAAAAGUCGAGAAAGGGUGAAAGUUACAUUUUUUUGUAUAUAGAAGACUCUCAUGGAUGAUCCGAUUGGUUCUGGCAGGAAAGAAUGCCUAAUUAACAGGUUUUUCAAAGACAGUAUACCUAGGUUUGCAUUUUCAUUAUAUGAAUUGCAUUAUUGGGGCAGGGGAGAAUGGUCACCUUUAACAGCAUUUGAGGGCUGUUUGUCCCUCUUUAAUUUAGUUAAAGUUGAUUGGGAUGUCAUGACAUCUUCUAAGGAUGAUUUUGGUUUUGCACUUCCUGUACUUAAAAAAAAAAAAAAAAAACCCAAAGAAAUUUCAGAG
Crotalus tigris (Tiger rattlesnake) is the source of this 11114-nucleotide messenger RNA. RefSeq names its product ataxin 1 (gene ATXN1). The record is from RefSeq and is a predicted model, not a curated record. Gene Ontology annotation, molecular function: protein binding; RNA binding. Gene Ontology annotation, biological process: negative regulation of transcription by RNA polymerase II; nervous system development. Gene Ontology annotation, cellular component: nucleus. Bases 1632 to 4037 code for a protein of 801 amino acids. The transcript is spliced from 12 exons. NCBI's taxonomy places the organism in Eukaryota, Metazoa, Chordata, Lepidosauria, Squamata, Viperidae.